Molecule: messenger RNA, 984 nt
Organism: Schistosoma guineensis
Lineage: Eukaryota; Metazoa; Platyhelminthes; Trematoda; Strigeidida; Schistosomatidae
Source: the annotation of a GenBank genome assembly
AUGUUGAUGAUGAAGAUGAUGGUAUUAUCCUUCAAUAGAUAUAUAAUUUUAUUAAUUCUUAUACAUUAUACUUAUACAAAACCACAUUUAGAAACAGUGAGUCGACGUGAUACAGAACAUUUUAUUGAUGAUCCAGAUCGUCAUGAUAUUGAAUUUGAUCAUAAUGCAUUUUUAGGUGAAGAGACUGCUAAAGAAUUUUCCCAACUUACACCAAAUGAAAGUGAAGAAAAAUUAAAGAUUAUUAUUAGAAAAAUUGAUAAAGAUAAUGAUGAAAAAAUUACGGAAUACGAAUUAAAAUCUUGGAUUGAAUAUGUAGCUAGUAAAUCGAAACAAAACAGUACAGAUCGUCAAUGGAAUGAUAUAAAUCCAACUAAUCAAUCUUCAAUUAAAUGGACAGAAUAUCUUAUAAAAACAUAUGGACCAGAAGAAGAACGAUUAAAAGAUACAGCUACAUCUGAGUCAUAUAAAAAAGCUGUACAACAUGAUCGACGACGAUGGGUUGCUGCUGAUUUAGAUAAAGAUGACAGUUUAAAUAAAACUGAGUUUACUGAUUUCGUACAUCCUGAAGACAGGCCAAAUAUGAGAGAUGCUGUUAUUGAUGAAUUACUGGAAUAUGUGGAUAAGGAUAAUGAUGGAUAUGUAUCUGAAAAAGAAUAUUUAGUUGAUUUAGCUCGUGCUUAUCAAAGUACACCAUUUGAUGAAAAUGAACCUGAAGCAGAAUGGGUUGAACGUGAAAGAAGUCAAUUUCGUCGAUUCAGAGAUACAAAUCAAGAUGGUAGAAUGGAUAGAGCAGAAGUUGGUGAAUGGAUAAUGCCAUCAAAUUAUGAUCCAAUAGAUGCAGAAACAAAACAUUUAUUUUAUCAUGCUGAUACUAAUAAGGAUGGAUUAUUAACAGAAGCAGAAAUUAUCGCUAAACGAGAUACUUUUGUCAGUAGCCAGGCCACAAAUUACGGAAAUGCGCUAAAACAACAUGAAGAGCUUUAA